Molecule: messenger RNA, 1137 nt
Organism: Blumeria graminis f. sp. triticale
Lineage: Eukaryota; Fungi; Ascomycota; Leotiomycetes; Helotiales; Erysiphaceae
Source: the annotation of a GenBank genome assembly
AUGCCCUUACCCCCUCCUCCGCCGCCUCCACCACCUGGAAAUCUACCACCAAGACCCGCAGUAGGGAAUCGUAAUGCUUUAUUAACAGACAUCACAAAGGGAAAACAACUUAAGAAGGCUACCACGAAUGAUCGUUCAGCUCCCAUUGUUGCAAAAGCUCAAAAUACUCUAGCAAAUAAUUCAUUGGCUCCAGCUCCUCCAGUACCCGGAGUUCCAAGGGCACCGGCUCCUCCGGUUCUAGAUGGAAAUCAAGCGCAAAGUGUCAGGAAUAAAGAAGGUCGGUCAAGUGGAGGCUUCUUAGGAGCUGGAAAUACAACCAGUAUAGGAGGUCUUUUCGCUGGCGGAAUACCCAAAUUGAAAAAGCGGAAUGGAGGAGUAGAUACGGGAGCUACGAACGAGCCCACAGUUAUUCCUAGUUCGGAGCCAUCUUAUACUGCCGCUCAAAAGUUUUUACCCGUAACAGCUCCAAAGCAACCGUCAGGGCCACCUCCUAUUCCAGGUACUCAGAAUGGAACUAAAUCAAGGUUCUUUGCACAGAGUGUUGAGAGUUCGCGAAAAGCAGAAUCGAAUUACCUACCACAACCUACUUCUGUAGCACCUUCAAAGGCUCCCCCUCCACCAGUCGGAAAAAAACCACCAGCUCCUCCACCGGUGUCACGAAAACAGUCCAGAGCCCAAAUCUCGAAUAGUAUUUCUUCAGCACCUCCUCCAGCACCGCCACCACCUCUUCCAUCAGCAACACCGCGGCCUCUAGCAAGUGUUUUGAGGACCUCCCCUCUUUCCUCUCAAACAUCUUUACCGCCCACGACUGCUAUAAACCAAAAUCUAGCUAUGCAGGCAGCUAUUCGCGCGGCAGAACAAGCUUCUCCGUCAAUCGCGACUCAGCCGCCUGUACACGCUUCUCUGAAGCUUACAUCAGAUAAUAGUUUCGUUCCUGGUCAUUCAGCUGAAAUUGAAACAGACAAGGAAAGUAACAAUAAGAGUUUCAACUCUAGAAGAAUAAUUAUAAAUGAUUCAAGAUGGAAAUUUACGGACGACUCAAUGCUACCAAAACCAAGACAAUUUCAAGGAGGCCCUAAAAAAUAUAGAGCAGGCCGUGGAAGUAGUGUUCCACUCGAUAUAAACGCAUUCCUAUGA